AAUAAAUAAUAGGCGAUUAUAUUAAGAAAAACUACGUUCAAGUGAACAAGAAAUUAAAUAAAUCAGAAAAUAUACAAAAGAAAGUAAAAUAAUUCUAUAAAAAGUGAAUCUUAAGCAACAAGUUCUAUAAAAAGAAAAACUAUUACAAAUCAUUCAUCAAGUUUAUAUUCACAACAAAGAAGAAAAACAAAGUCACACAAUGGUAGCAAUUGGUAUUGAUUUGGGUACAACAUACUCCUGUGUUGGUGUCUUCCAACAUGGAAAAGUUGAGAUUAUUGCCAACGAUCAAGGCAACCGAACAACACCCAGUUAUGUUGCCUUCACAGACACGGAACGUCUCAUUGGUGAUGCGGCGAAGAAUCAAGUUGCCAUGAAUCCCAAGAACACAGUAUUUGAUGCAAAACGUCUUAUUGGUCGCAAAUAUGAUGAUCCUAAGAUAAUGGAAGAUAUUAAACACUGGCCAUUCAAAGUGAUCAGUGAUGGUGGCAAACCGAAAAUCGGUGUCGAAUUCAAGGGUGAACAUAAGAAAUUCGCACCAGAGGAAAUCAGUUCAAUGGUGUUGACAAAGAUGAAGGAAACUGCCGAAGCCUAUUUGGGUCAGACAGUAACCGAUGCAGUAAUUACAGUUCCUGCCUACUUUAACGAUUCACAGAGACAAGCCACCAAAGAUGCUGGUCGUAUUGCUGGUUUAAAUGUAUUGAGAAUUAUCAAUGAACCCACGGCGGCUGCUCUAGCAUAUGGUCUCGAUAAGAACUUGAAAGGUGAACGUAACGUACUCAUCUUUGAUUUGGGCGGUGGUACUUUUGAUGUCUCCAUCUUAACCAUCGACGAAGGUUCAUUAUUUGAAGUGAGAGCAACAGCUGGCGAUACUCACUUGGGUGGUGAAGAUUUCGACAACAGACUCGUCUCACACCUGGCCGAUGAAUUCAAACGCAAAUACAAGAAAGAUAUACGUUCUAAUCCCAGAUCAUUGAGACGUCUAAGAACUGCUGCUGAACGUGCCAAACGUACAUUGUCAUCCAGCACUGAAGCCUCCAUUGAAAUUGAUGCUCUAUUUGAGGGUCAAGAUUUCUACACUAAAGUGAGUCGUGCCAGAUUUGAAGAAUUGUGUGCUGAUUUAUUCCGUCAAACAUUGGAACCUGUUGAGAAGGCCCUUAAUGAUGCUAAAAUGGACAAGAACCAAAUACAUGAUAUUGUACUGGUUGGUGGUUCUACACGCAUCCCUAAAGUUCAAAGUCUUCUUCAACAAUUCUUCUGUGGCAAGAGUCUAAAUUUGUCCAUUAAUCCCGAUGAAGCUGUGGCCUACGGUGCUGCUAUUCAGGCGGCUAUACUUAGCGGUGAUAAGAGCAGUGCUAUUCAAGAUGUUCUGCUGGUAGAUGUGGCUCCACUAUCACUUGGCAUUGAAACUGCUGGUGGAGUAAUGGCAAAGAUCAUCGAACGCAACACACGCAUUCCAUGCAAACAAACACAAACCUUCUCCACCUAUUCUGAUAAUCAACCUGGUGUAAGCAUCCAAGUCUUUGAAGGUGAACGUGUCAUGACAAAGGACAACAACAAAUUGGGCACAUUUGAUCUCUCUGGUAUUCCACCAGCUCCUCGUGGUGUGCCACAAAUUGAAGUCACUUUCGACCUUGAUGCCAAUGGCAUUCUAAAUGUUUCUGCAAAGGAGAUGAGUUCUGGCAAUGUCAAGAACAUCACUAUUAAGAACGAUAAAGGACGUUUGUCACAAGCCGAAAUUGAUCGUAUGGUCAGUGAGGCUGAGAAAUUCGCUGAAGAAGAUGAGAAGCAGAAAAAUAAGAUUAGUGCUCGCAACAAUUUGGAAGGUUAUGUGUUUGGUGUAAAACAAGCAUUAGAUCAAGCUGGUGAUAAGAUUUCUGCACAGGAAAAGGGUGAAGCCUUGCGUGCAUGUGAAGAUACAAUCAAGUGGUUAGAUGCCAAUACAUUGGCUGAAAAGGAAGAAUACGAAGACAAGAUGAAUUCACUCACAAAGUUAUGCACACCAAUAAUGACCAAAUUACACAAUGGAGGAGGUGCUGGACCAUCAUGUGGUCAACAGGCUGGUGGAUUUGGUGCCGGCAGAAGUGGUCCCACUGUAGAAGAAGUAGAUUAAAUCAAUAUUAAUCAAUCUCAAUGUCAUUCCAAGAAACAAUUCAUCAUUAAAACUCAUGUAUAUUGUUAAGUUCAUUUAGAAUAAGAAAUAAUUUAUUUUUAGCAAAUAAGAUCUCAAAUAUAGAGAAAUAAAUAAAUUGUUUUAUGUUAAAACAAAUAUGUAAAUUAUAA
Messenger RNA from Lucilia cuprina (Australian sheep blowfly), 2280 nucleotides. Its product is annotated as heat shock protein 70. The record is from RefSeq and is a predicted model, not a curated record. NCBI's taxonomy places the organism in Eukaryota, Metazoa, Arthropoda, Insecta, Diptera, Calliphoridae. Gene Ontology annotation, biological process: cellular response to unfolded protein; protein refolding. The transcript has 2 exons. Gene Ontology annotation, cellular component: cytoplasm. Gene Ontology annotation, molecular function: heat shock protein binding; ATP binding; misfolded protein binding. The coding region runs from base 200 to 2110 and encodes 636 amino acids.